Molecule: messenger RNA, 1806 nt
Organism: Didymosphaeria variabile
Lineage: Eukaryota; Fungi; Ascomycota; Dothideomycetes; Pleosporales; Didymosphaeriaceae
Exons: 2
Coding region: 1-1806 (601 amino acids)
Source: RefSeq, a predicted model, not a curated record
AUGUCUCACUAUUUUGAAAAGCCACCAUACGAAGAAUUGAACGACCGCAUGGGCCGGAUCGAGGGUUCACUUGAUGAUCUUCACGAGCGCAUGGGUCGAAUUGACAAGGCUAUCCACAAGAUAUUGGACCAUCUAGGGGUGGACAGUCAAGACCAGCAUGCUCGUGCUGUACGAACCAAUCUCACGACGACGGACACCGAAGCUCCGCAUGCCCGACAGGCUACGCUUGCCAAGGAUGCACUCUCCCUGUCUAACCCUGUCACAAUCAAUGGACCGUACCCGUACACCACUCUAGAACCUACCAAGUCACAGAUUCGGAUCCUAGAACUGUAUUACGACAUCAGCUUCACCGAUCCAAUUCGGGCGUCUCUCAAGAUCAUAAGCCUAGACGAACCCAAGGUGUCUGCCAUCAAACAUUCGAAGCCAGCUGCGUCCGCCUUCACAGCAUUGUCUUACUGUUGGGGUACUCCAAUCAAGGAUCAUACCAUCAAUCUGGACGGAUAUCAACUUCCAAUCACGCAAAGCCUUGAUUCAGCCCUACGACAUCUCCGAAACUUUUACAUGGAUGGCAUAUCAGUCUGGGAGAAGUAUCUUUGGAUCGACCAACUGUGUAUCAAUCAAAGCGAUGUUGAUGAGAGAAGCAGCCAGGUUUCACUCAUGAGACGCAUAUACAAGAAAGCGCAUAAUGUCCAUGUCUGGCUAGGCGACGAGUCAGAUACCAGUCACACAGCAAUCGACUUGUUGACCAUUCUUGGAGCGCCACCUAAAGAUGCUCCUGGAGAAGCAAUCCACUAUCCUUCGCUUACUGAGCCAGAGGUCGCUCUCAAAUGGAAAGCCCUGGCGUCAUUUUUCGGAAGACCCUGGUUCGAGCGAGUGUGGAUCAGACAAGAAAUCGCCCUUCAUGACAAGGUUCUACUUUCAUGUGGUGAAAAAGUCUUCGACAUAGGUAUCCUAGAGCGUGCUUUAUUAAUGGUAAAAUACGUGAAGGGUCUGGGAUACGGCAACCCUACGAUGAACGAGGGGAUCACCUCAGAAGCUGCUGCGACACUACCGUGGGAUUACCACCCGUGGAAGUUACUAGAGCUCAGAACUGCUACAGGUUGUGGCUCCAACUGGGUACGUCUAGGCACGCUCCUUCUAGACGCGAGGGGGUGCAAAGCAACAGAUGCGCGCGACAUGGUGUUUUCCGUUAUUGGCUUGGCUGAUCCCAACGUAUUUCGAUUUGUACCUGAUUAUCGAAGCGACGUACGCAAUAUCUACAUCACGGCCACUAAGGAGGUGUUGAGACAAAAAUGGGGAUUACAUAUACUCUCAGCGUGCCAAAAUCCAGAGAGGAAGCAUGGUCUACCUUCUUGGGUACCAAACUCAGCGGACGCCUGGCGCUGUUUGCCUUUCAAACCGAUUGAGGACAUGGGCUCCGACCAAGAGCCCCCGUUCAAAUCGGAUGUUGUUCUCACAGCGGACAUACAAGUGCGGGAUGAAAUCCUCAUAUUAAGGGGCGGACUGAUAGAUGAAAUUAGUCAUGUUUCUCCAGAAACAGUAGACAGCACAUCAGCCACAGCUGAGAUCGAAGACGUAUACGAGUCAUGGCUAGAUCUCGUAGAGAAGGUAGCUUCCAGCAGUGAUUUGCCGCAUAGGUUGGAUCUCGAAGUAUACAGACAGGACACGACACGUGACGGCCUCGAGGCACGGAAAGCCUGGAUUCGCUUGCUUUCGGUACUGCUUGACCAAGCAGAAGAUCUAGACGGAUUCAAUGUCGAUCGUCCCAGCAAGCAAACGCUUAAUAUGCGAAUCACGUCGGUCUGA